CGAUCCUCUAAAUAAUAAGUCUAUUUUAAUUUCCUUUCAGUACUUUUUUCUUCAUCUAAUUAGCAACAAAAAUCUGUGGAAGCUCACCGGACAAGAGAAUGGAGGUCGGCGGCUGCGGCGGCAAAGAGAAAGGGGCAGCGGUGGCGAAGAGGCAAAAUAUAAGGUGGGCGGACUUCUCUUUGAGGCUUCUGGCCUUUGCCAACACCCUUGCGGCGGCGCUAGUUCUUGGGUUGGACAGGCAGAGUAAGGAGGUAUCCAUGCAGGUUUUCCCCACACUUCCGCCGGUGAGUAUUCCGGUCACGGCCAAGUGGAAAUACAUGUCCGCCUUCGUGUACUUUGUGGUGGUGAAUGGCAUUGCAUGUGGGUACGCGGCCGUCUCUCUGGCCAUAAUAUGGGUAGAUAAUAAUAGGGGACAAAAUAGCGGUCGCGCCACCACGUCAUCGGCCGCCUUGAUGCUCCUCCUAUUUGACCUACUAAUGGUGGUGGUGCUCUUUUCCGGCGUCGGAGCCGCCACCGCCGUUGGCCUUUUGGGCUUCUAUGGCAACUCCCAUGUGCGGUGGAACAAGGUGUGCAACGUCUUCGGAAUAUUUUGCGCAAAAGUCGGCGGUGCUAUAACGGUUUCGCUCCUCGGCGCCACCUUGUUUCUCUUGCUUGUUGUACUUGCUACCUUAAAGCUUCACAAUAACAAUAAGCAUCCUUAGUUAGAUUUGUCCGAUGUAUAAUUUCCGAAUAUGUUUUACAUUUCUGUUUCUUUUUUUUUUCUUUAUUUCGAGAUCGAUCUCCUUUCGUUAGUUACAAUUGAUUGGGAUAAUAUAUAUGCAUGUAUUGGGUAAUAAUGAAAUAAUCAAGUUUCAUCACAUAC
Molecule: messenger RNA, 862 nt
Organism: Cuscuta campestris
Lineage: Eukaryota; Viridiplantae; Streptophyta; Magnoliopsida; Solanales; Convolvulaceae
Source: the annotation of a GenBank genome assembly